Molecule: messenger RNA, 308 nt
Organism: Funneliformis caledonium
Lineage: Eukaryota; Fungi; Glomeromycota; Glomeromycetes; Glomerales; Glomeraceae
Source: the annotation of a GenBank genome assembly
AUGUUUAAAUACAAAAAAGUAGACUCAACUGAAGUAAAGAUUAUAAAUCUUGCUUAUGGCAUUGGCAUUAACGUUAACAGCAUAAUUGGAUCGGGAAUUGUUACUUCACCAGGAAUUAUUUGGAAUUCAGUAAAGUCUCCAGGAAUCGUAUUAUUAUUAUGGUUUAUAGGUGACUCUGCGAUUAAGCCAGGAAUUACAAGUGCAGUUUUACAGUCUGCGGCGCAAUAUUUUUGGUAUACUAUUAGUGAACAUCAAUUUGAUAUGGAGCCAAAUAAAAACGGAUUUCAUCUUUCAUUCUCUCCGUUUUA